Messenger RNA from Iphiclides podalirius (scarce swallowtail), 810 nucleotides. Lineage: Eukaryota; Metazoa; Arthropoda; Insecta; Lepidoptera; Papilionidae. The record is from the annotation of a GenBank genome assembly.
AUGUUGAAUAUUCAGAACCCAUUCACCAUGUUCAUCACAAGGACCACGAGAAACAUGAAGAGAAUCAUGAUGAUGAUCAUCACGUACCUGUAUCAGAACAUCACAUCGUCAUACACCACAAAUACCACCCUGAAGACAAACAUGAUGAGCAUAAAGAGGAACAUCAUGAAGAGGAACGUCAUGAAGAGAAGCAUCGUGAAGAAGAAUAUCAUGAAGAUAAACAUGAAGAAAAGGAACAUCGUGAAGAGGAGCACCAUGAAGAGGAACAUCGUGAAAAGGAACAGCACGAAGAUGAACAUCGUGAAGAGGAACGUCAUGAAGAGGAACGUCAUGAAGAGGAACAUAAUGAAGAGGAACAUCGCGAAGAGGAACGCCAAGAUGAAGAACGUCACGAAGAAGAAAAUCGUGAAGAGGAACAUCAUAAAAAAGAACAUCACGGAGAAAAUAAAGAAGAACACCAUGAACCUGAAUACCAAGUUCACGAACACCAUGAGCCUGAACAUCAUGACCAUAAACAUCGUAUUAUUGAAUAUUAUGUGCGCAGCAAUCAUGAUGAUGAUUAUCAUGGACGCCAUCACGCUGAAGACUAUCAUCAUGAUAAUUAUGAUCACUACAACCACCAUCCUCCUUCUUGUAGCCGUUGCGGUGACUGUGGUACUUGCUGAAAAAGAUCAAGAACAUGCCGAAGCUGCAAAUCCACCUCAGGCUAGUUACGAUGAUCAUUUGAAUGACCACUACCACCACGAGCCACUUCCGGGCCCCCAUGUGCUGCGUUCUACUCGAUCGGACCAAAUAGCUGAUGAGGACGUA